GGAUAUUGAAUAAACAAUACAUGAAACGCACUUCAUUAAUAACUCCUUCUGAGUUGUCGAGGUGCACAAUUGCCUCGCUUGCGGUUUUCGUGUGAGCUAGUGUGUGCUUCUCCUAAUUCAUACGCGGAGCUGGUUUGUGUGUGUCGAUCGGGUUACAAACAUUAUUGUCAGUAUUGUUUACUACACCUCGAGUGAUGCAAUCAGACACUGGUGCUGCGAAGUCGGUGAAACCAGCACCUAAGCCAAAUCCGGAUAAUGCGAGACAGCACAAUGUUCAAAACGCUCCAUUGGUGCCACUAGAUCUCAAUAUUUCUCCCAUUGCAAGCAAUAGAAAGCCUUAUAUAAAGAAUAAUAAGCUCGCAUCGAAUCAGAUAGCAACUAGCACUCCUAUUAAUACGGCUUGGCGUUCUGAUUGCUCAGUGACUCCAGGCAGUUCUUCAGGAGAACAGGUGCGUUCUGGGAAUAAAAUAAUUACACCAGCAAAUGCGACGUAUGACAUUCCGAAGGUUCGCAAAAUUAGAAAACCGUUCUCACAAAUAAAAAAAAUGAAAAUCGCUUCGGCGGGUGUGCGAAAAAAGAGGGCACUUAACGAAACAUAUGUGAUAAAAAAGUCUAAGAACAAACCAAAUAAACACGCAAAUUAGAUUAUUUCUAUUAUUUUUAGUAUGAGUACUUUAAUGAUCACUGUAUACAAUUUAUUCAAAUAAAAGU
Messenger RNA from Trichobilharzia szidati, 711 nucleotides. Lineage: Eukaryota; Metazoa; Platyhelminthes; Trematoda; Strigeidida; Schistosomatidae. The record is from the annotation of a GenBank genome assembly.